Messenger RNA from Leucoraja erinaceus (little skate), 5961 nucleotides. RefSeq names its product CDK2 associated cullin domain 1 (gene cacul1). Gene Ontology annotation, biological process: ubiquitin-dependent protein catabolic process. The transcript has 10 exons. Lineage: Eukaryota; Metazoa; Chordata; Chondrichthyes; Rajiformes; Rajidae. The coding region runs from base 139 to 1212 and encodes 357 amino acids. The record is from RefSeq and is a predicted model, not a curated record. Gene Ontology annotation, molecular function: ubiquitin protein ligase binding.
GGUCGCCAAGUGUCGCAAAGCUAGCAGCCGGUAGGCAACAAGAAGGCCGUAAAGGGGAGCGCUGCGGGGAAGGAGCUGGGCCCAGCCAGGGUGGCGACGCUGGAAUGAAGUGCAGCAUAUAAGCAGAGCUGCCACACCAUGGACGAGAACAUGGAGGAGGACGCCAGCUAUCAGCAGCUGAUAAUGGACGACCACAAUCACAACAACUGGGAGGCGGACGCUUAUCAGCCUCACCACCAUAAUCGCCAUCACCAUCAUCACACCCAUCACCACGCUGAGCUCACCCUGCCCGAGUCAGGGGGGAUGUCGCAAACGCAGCAGGACCCCAAAGAACUACUCCAUCAUAUGUCUGCCAACGGCGAAGAGAGAGGGCCGGCGGCGCACAGAGAGCCUGAGCCCAUGACCAGUAAAGUAACCCUGAACAUUAACACCUCAGCGUCCAAGUUCUUGAUGAACGUUAUAACAGCAGAAGACUACCAACGCACUUAUUGGCCGAAGCUGGACAGUGCCAUUGAUCAGCUUUUGACACAGUCUCCUGGAGACUGCAUCCCUAUUUCUUAUGAGCAAAUUUACAGUUGUGUUUACAAGUGUGUGUGCCAGCAACAUUCAGAGCAGAUGUACUGUGACCUCAUCACAAAGAUAACCAGUCACUUAAGACGAAUCUCAGAGGAGCUGCAGGUCAGCUGUCCAGAUGCUUACAUUGAGAGGUUUAAUGCCGCACUCAGCCAAUACAUGGGAGCUCUACAGAGCAUUGUGCCUCUAUUCAUUUACAUGAACAAAUUUUACAUUGAAACCAAACUUAACAGAGAUUUGAGAGAUGACCUCAUAAAAUUGUUUACAGAACAGGUUGCAGAAAAGCAUGUUCCCACCUUAAUGCCUUUGCUAAUAGAAGCUCAGUCAACUCCAUUUCAGAUCACUCCUUCAAUCAUGGCAAAUAUAGUUAAAGGCUUAUACACACUUAGACCUGAUUGGGCACAGCUGGCACCAAGUCUCUUUUCUAAAUUUAUCCCAAAUAUCCUUCCCCCUGCAAUGGAAUCCAAGCUGUCAGAAUAUGCCGCUGAAGACCAAAAACUCCAGCGAGAAUUAAUACAGAAUGGCUUUGCCAGAGGGGACCAGUCACGGAAAAGAGCAGGAGAGGAGCUGAUAUUCAAUGGGUCAUCAUCAUCAUCAUCAUCUUCGUCAUCAUGUACAAAUGCAAGAGGAUUCAGAUAGUGAAGACCUGUUUUAAAUCGCCUUUGGAAGAAGGACUGAACACAAAGGUGCAAGGACGGUAGAGAAGUAAUGCAGUGAAGAGAUCUGCUGAAGCUCGGGCCUGUUUUUCCUCUUGCCCUUAAAAAGGAUGCCAUCUUAGGGUUUUUUUUGAUGAUCAUGCUGCUAACUGACUUGAGAGUACUUUCUACUGGCUUGUAAUGUGGUGAACUGUCUGGACCUGUUGUAUAGUAUACUGGUUCCUCUUGAGCAAGCUUCAGCAUUUUGCCAUUGGUGUCUGAAUGGAAUGUAACUUUUUUUCACAAGAAACCCAGUUUCCAGCAGUUUUUCUCCCACUAACCAUUUUGACUGCUGUUUGUCAUCUAGACACUUUGUAUAAAGAAAGUACUCCAUAUUUUAUGGCAUCAGCCAGAAUAUGAUUUUUUUGUGCUCCUAAAUGUUUGCAUAUAGGUAAAUUUUGAUUGGAGUUUGUUAUUGACAUUAUUUUACACACUAAUAACAUCCUCACCAAAUAGUUUUUAAAUUAUUGAACCAGUGUUCUGUUAAUAUCUCAACUAAAUUUAAUUCCAAUGCACUUCAUUUGAUGAAAUGAGUGCACAAUUAUGAGAUUCUGCCUUAUCCAACAUAUGGUGAGCUGAAAAUAGUUAAUCUUAAAAAUAAUUAUUGUUUCAAGGAUUAAACAACAUAGUCUGUUCAAAAAUAGCCAUAAAAGGAUUUGUCAUCCAUCUGAUGGGAAAAUCCAACAACAUUGUUUUCAAUGAACGAAUCUCUUGUUGAGUGCAGCACAACUUCAGUUAUGUAACACUGCAAAAUAAUUAACAUCCCAGCUCCUCAGGUUGGUUUGAUUAUCUUGAACUUGUUGCCAUUGAAGGUAUUUUGGCCAUGUGAAAACUCUGCCAUUAUACUUUUUAUUUCCUCACAUCACCUUGAAUUGGGUUGGUCAAGCGACACUCAGAAUGUAAAAUAUUUUAUUCCCGCACAUUUGCUAUUUUAAACCUGGGCUGUUAAAGAAUUGCUGUGCAUGCUGAGAUUGUUUUCAAUUUCACCUACUGUUUCACUGUUGAGCACAAGUCAUUCGAGGAAAGUAAAGCAGAGGCUAAAUGCACACAAAUGAAGGUGAUCCAAUAAUUUGACAUUCAAUGAUCAUGGUUGAAGGAUGGCUUUCUAAGUUGGUUUGAUAAUGAUUGAAAUAAUGGUUUGAGGGAAAAAUGUAUGAGAAUAAUGAUUGUAAAUUUAGACUAAUAUUAUGCAACUCUUGCCCACUUGGUUAUAGCUGUUAUUCCAUUUGUGCAAUAAAAUCCAAAAUUAACUUUGGAUAUUAUAGCACACUUAAAAACAUAGAAAAUAGGUGCAGGAGUAGGCCAUUCGGCCCUUCGAGCCAGCACCGGCAAAAUCAAUAUGAUCAUGGCUGAUUAUCCAGCAUUAGUACCCUGUUCCUGCUUUCUCCCCACAGCUCGCUGGUGGAACCACUGUGAUAGUUCGUGUGAGCAUCGGCCUGUUUGCAUAUUACCUAUUGAAUUGUCAAGGAGUAAUAUUGAGAUAGAGAACAAAAAGAAAAUUUGAUAGACAGGAUUUUGUUUAUACUCUGAAUAUUAAUGAUAACUGGAAAUGCUAGGACUGAGGGGUACAAUCAUUGUUAAAUUUAAUAUAUUCAGUGACUAUUACAAGUAGUGAUUUAUGAUGCAAAUGCUGAAAUAUGGCUCCUCAGAAACCUUCCAAUAUGCUUCAUAUACAGUGGCUUGCAAAGGUUUUCAUACCCUUUGAACUUUUCCAUAUUUUGUCACGUUACAACCACAAACGUAAAUGUAUUUUAUUGGGAUUUUAUGUGAUAGACCAACACAAAGUGGUGCAUAAUUGUGAAGUGGAAGGAAAAUGAUGCAUGGUUUUCAAAUUUUUUUACAAAUAAAAAAACUCUAAAGUUUGGCGUGCAAAAGUAUUCAGCCCCCCUGAGUCAAUACUUUGUAGAACCACCUUUCGCUGCAAUUACAGCUGCAAGUCUUUUGGGGGUAUGUCUCUACCAGCUUUGCACAUCUAGAGACUGAAAUUUUUGCCCAUUCUUCUUUGCAAAAUAGCUCAAGCUCAGUCAGAUUGGAUGGAGAGCGUCUGUGAACAGCAAUUUUCAAGUCUUGCCAGAGAUUCUCAAUUGGAUUUAGGUCUGGACUUUGGGCCAUUCUAACACAUGAAUAUGCUUUGAUCUAAACCAUUCCAUUGUAGCUCUGGCUGUAUGUUUAGGGUCGUUGGCCUGCUGGAAGGUGAACCUCUGCCCCAGUCUCGAGUCUUUUGCAGACUCUAACAGGUUUUCUUCCAAGAUUGCCCUGUAUUUGGCUCCAUCCAUCUUCCCAACAACUCUGACCAGCUUCCCUGUCCCUGCUGAAGAAAAGCAUCCCCACUGCAUGAUGCUGCCACCACCAUGUUUCACAGUGGGAAUGGUGUGUUCAGGGUGAUGUGCAGUGUUAGUUUUCCGCCACACAUAGCGCUUUGCAUUUAGGCCAAAAACUUCAAUUUUGGUCUCAUCUGACCAGAGCACCUUCCUCCACAUGUUUGCUGUGUCCCCCACAUGGCUUGUGGCAAACUGCAAACGGGACUUCUUAUGGUUUUUUUUCAGCAAUGGCUUUCUUUUUGCCACUCUUCCAUAAAGGCCCGAUUUGUGGAGUGCAUGACUAAUAGUUGUCCUGUGGACAGAUUCUCCCACCUGAGCUGUGGAUCUCUGCAGCUCCUCCAGAGUUACCACGGGCCUCUUGGCUGCUUCUCUGAUCAAUGCUCUCCUUGCCCGCCCUGUCAGUUUAGGUGGACGGCCAUGUCUUGGUAGGUUUGCAGUUGUGCCAUACUCUUUCCAUUUUCGGAUGAUGGAUUGAACAGUGCUCUGUGAGAUGUUCAAAGCUUGGGAUAUUUUUUUUAUAACCUAACCCUGCCUUAAACUUCUCUACAACUUUAUCCCUGACCUGUCUGUUGUGUUCCUUGGGCUUCGUGAUGCUGUUUGUUCACUAUUGUUCUCUAACAAACCUCUGAGGCCUUCACAGAACAGCUGUAUUUAUACUGAGAUUAGAUUACACACAAGUGGACUCUAUUUACUAAUUAGGUGACUUCUGAAGGCAAUUGGUUGCACUGGAUUUUAUUUAGGGGUAUCAGAGUAAAAGGGGCUGAAUACUUUUGCACGCCACACUUUUCAGUUUUUUAUUUGUAAAAAAAUUUGAAAACCAUGUAUCAUUUUCCUUCCACUUCACAAUUAUGCGCCACUUUGUGUUGGUCUAUCACAUAAAAUCCCAAUAAAAUACAUUUACGUUUGUGGUUGUAACGUGACAAAAUGUGGAAAAGUUCAAGGGGUAUGAAUACUUUUGCAAGCCACUGUGGAAGAGUGACCAUGUUUAAGGUUGUUUAUCCUUGAUAUGGAAAGUCAUGGGUCCUUCCCCAGCAUUUAGUUCUCAAUAAAAAUGGGUAGCUCUUAUUCUGAUGCACGGAUUAAAAUGAGGUCUUAACUCAUCUGGUUUGGUUAGAAAUAUCUCGUGGUCAUGGCAGACCAGCUGAAGAACUUUACUUCUGUUCCAGGACUCUCUAAGUUUCUAACAAUGUUUUAGUUCUUCUGAAAAUAACUUCUAAAAAUGUGUUAGUUUCCAUCUUUCAGCUUCGUUGCUCACUGUUGAUAAUGGGGAAUUCUCGUGACACAAGUUAAAGAUAUUCUGUUUGAUGGAAUACACUCUCGCCUUUGCAAAGCUGAAGUCCUGAAUGGGCUUUUGGUGCAUUUUAAACAUAAACAGUGGUAAUUUCUAGUGGCAUUGUGCUCCCCACGUGUCACACAUAGAUAUUUCAGAGUAUGGAAAAGGUUAUUUGACACAACUGUUCUAUAUAAGUGUUGAAGCACCUUCUAAAGUGUACCUACUCAACCCAGUUCUUUCAGCAUAAUGUACUGUUUCUGCCCUUAAAUUUGCCUCAGCUGAGUUGGCCUCAUGGUAUCAUGUUCCACAUUCAACUAAAGUCUGGCAGUUUGAUGGCUCUAGGAUGAGACAUUACACUGUAGUCUGUACCUGCUUUCUCAGGUGGACAAAAGAUCCUAUAACAUCAGAGCAUAGCAGAGGAGUUGCAUCCAGUACCAUGGCCAAUAUUUAGCCUUUAUCCAACAGCACUUUAUUAAAACAGAUUUUGGCUAUUUACAUUAUUGCUCAUGGGAUCUUUGCAGAAAUUCCUGUUUCCUGCAUUAAACUGAGUACAAUACAAAAGUGCUUAAUUGACUGGUAAAUGCUUUACAUUGAGGUUGUGAAGGGUGCUGUAAAAUUGUAGUCUUUAUCGACAGAUGAGUUUCCAAUGUAUUUCUAUUGGAAUUAUUGCAUACCAUCUUGAAUUAUUAUACUUUAAUAUAGGGGUUAUCUAGCUGGUGAGAUAUUUGAUAAUUAAUUAAAAUAAGUUAUGGCACCUGCUACUUAAUUUUAAAUUAAUCCUAGCACAAUGGAGAUCUGUGUAACAAUUUUAAUAUUCAUCUAAUUUUGCAUAGAUUAGUUCUGUUGUACAGCAUGGAAACAGAUCCUUGGACCCAACUCAUCCGUACUGACUGAGAUGCCUAAAUGAACUAAACCCAAUUGCCUGCUUUUAUAUAUCCCUCUAACCUUUUCGUAUCCAUAAACUUGCCCAAAUGUUUUUGAAAACAUUUGUAAUUGUACCAGCCUCUGCCACAACCUUUGACAGCUUUUUCAACAAACCCACCAACCUCCGAUCUCUCACCUUAAACUUCUCCCCAAUGCUUCUCUACCCUGGGGGGUG